UCCAAAAUAAACUAUCAUAGCCUUCGGUACAAUUAUUUGCUGCCGUGUGAAUUAGAAACAAAUAUAGUCAGCUAUAUGUUAUUUUUAUUUGCUGCUUUAUUUCUUGAUAAAACCUAAAGACUAAUAAAUUUUAUGUGGAAGUGGCAAUGGAGUAACCAUUCUUGUUCUGAUUUGUAAACAUGUACAUAUAAUGGGAGAUAUUUCUGCAGGACCAAAGAAUGAUGAUGUUGUCACAGAAAACUCUGUAGUUUCUUCUUUUGAUGAAACUACAAUUCGUGCAAGAUGUGUUUCAGACUCUGCUGCUCUACCUAAAAAGAAAAUAAAUGGAUCAAAGGCACAUCAUAAUAACCCACAUCCAAGAAGAAGUUUUGCUUCAACAUUUGGAAAGAGAUUAAGACUAAUGUUUAAACCUUGGAAAUGGCGCAGAAAACAUAAACGAAAUCAUUGUCUAACAACUCCACAACGAAGUUUAAGUGGGAGUGACACAGAAGCUCAAGGUAGAUCACUGGCAUCCCCUAUUCAAAAGCUUUCAUACUCAACAAAUGACUUAGCGGACAUUGCACCAUUAGAGGUGCAGUUUACACUGGAUCUAAAUGAACCACCUGGUCCAGAUAAAAAACUGGUUAAUGACGACAACGAAAUACCACUCAAAGCUAAUGGUAAUGUUGUUAAUGAAGUAAAUGAUAAUACUGUGAAUACUGAUGAAGAUAUAAGUAAUGACCUGAAACCUCCUAAGGUGACCAUAGAAGAAGAUGUGAAAGCAGAUGAUAAGGAAACAAAUAUGAUAUCCGAUAUAAAUACAAAAGGUAUACCUAUUGAUAUUGGUGAAAAUGAACCUUCAGCAGAAGACAGUGUGCAUUCUGUGGAUAAUCCAGAUACAGAUGAAAUGGCUCCACCGCCACCUGUGCCACCUCGUGGAGCCAGUAUGUCAUACCAAGGAGAUAAAACUCUGCCCAAUACAUCUGAAGAUGAGCAGCAGCCUCAUAACUACAACAAUGAAAGUGACGUAUCAUCUAUCCAAGAAAGUAGUGAUGAAGAAGAAUCUGACAACCAUAUUGUGACAGCGGCGGUGUUAAAAGCAAAAGAAAAAUUUUUACAGCAUCUUAAAGCUCCAUUUAAACGUUAUGUUAAAACUGGCAAAACAUUGAGCCGACCUUUGCAACCCAAGCGCAAUUCUCUGCAUGGAUCGAAUGUGACCAUGCCACUUGAGAUCGAUGGUGUGGUGUUAAAACCAGUCCUAAAAACUCGUUCUAAAUAUGACAUUAAAAAUAAUAAUGAUAAUAAUAAUGAUAUUAAAAGCUAUAAUGUAAACGUGAAUGAUGACAGUGAAAAUGAAGAACAUGACGAUAACGAUCCUAAUUUCAUAAUGGUAGAUAGUUUUAGUGACAGUGAUGAAUAUGAAGACUCUGGUCUUGCUUCAAAGGUGAAAAGAUCUGACAGUUUAGCUGCGAAAUUAAAAACUCGCCCAUCAAGGACAGAGUUAGAAGGAAAGAAUAUUAUUCCGAAAUCUGCAGAUGAAAUAAACGCGGUACGCAGCACGAUAGGAACUAGUCUCGUCAGACGGUUAAGUCAACGCCCUUCUAAAGAAGAGUUGGAACAGAGAAAUAUAUUACACGCUCAAACAGACGAAGAAGCACACCAGAAAUUCGUGGAAACCAGAAAGCAGCUAUCCAGAAAAUUAAGUCGUCGACCGACAGUAAAAGAAUUACGCAAAAAGAAAAUCAUAGGCUUUAAUGAAUAUGUAGAAGUAUUUGAAGUACAGGAGUACGAUCGCAGGGCUGACAAACCAUGGACCAGACUAACUCCAAAAGACAAAGCCUCUAUACGUAAAGAAUUAAAUGAAUUUAAAGAAUUCGAGAUGGAGGUACACGAAGACAGUAAAGUUUAUACAAGGUUUCAUCGGCCGUAGCAGCUAUUAGUGAUAGGCACCAUUUCAAUUUCUACACAUUGUCAUUAGCUUGCCAAUUAUUUCUUGUAUAUUGUAUCACGUGACACGUAGUUGCUAUAUUUUCAUUUCCAACAAAAUCGUUGUGAGAAAUGGCAACCAACGAGUCAUUCGUUAUCUAGAUGUAAACAUCAGUAGAGUCGUCCUUCUUGGUGAAAUUUUUAUUUAGCUGUAAGUAGCUAUUAACCCGCAUAAAAUCAUCUUGACUAACUUUUCUACUGACUUUUCCUUUUUGAGCUAGAUUUUUUUUCUCCCUAAUUAUUUAAGUUACCUGAAUACCAUUAAUCAAUUGUACAGCAUUUUUAUUGUAAAAUUAUAAUCGGAUUUUCUGUUAUGCGCAUGAUGAAGUAGUACGAAUUAUUUCAAAGGAGUUAGCUACCACGAUAAUUCGUCGUGUACGUGUCGUAUCGUGUAAUUAUCGAUUGAAAUGAGUCGUUAUAUAUUAUGAUGCUCAUUGUUUUACUAGCUUUUAUGUAUUUAUUUUGUAUGCUGGUUAAAAAGCUUUUUACUGAUUUGUAAUAAAAUAUACCGUUGAUAUCGACA
Molecule: messenger RNA, 2488 nt
Organism: Hydractinia symbiolongicarpus
Lineage: Eukaryota; Metazoa; Cnidaria; Hydrozoa; Anthoathecata; Hydractiniidae
Product: phosphatase and actin regulator 4-like
Exons: 13
Coding region: 191-1909 (572 amino acids)
Biological process (GO): actin cytoskeleton organization
Molecular function (GO): actin binding
Source: RefSeq, a predicted model, not a curated record